Messenger RNA from Annulohypoxylon maeteangense, 1505 nucleotides. RefSeq names its product Fumarylacetoacetase. Gene Ontology annotation, biological process: L-phenylalanine catabolic process; homogentisate catabolic process; L-tyrosine catabolic process. The record is from RefSeq and is a predicted model, not a curated record. The transcript has 2 exons. Gene Ontology annotation, molecular function: fumarylacetoacetase activity. The coding region runs from base 98 to 1396 and encodes 432 amino acids. NCBI's taxonomy places the organism in Eukaryota, Fungi, Ascomycota, Sordariomycetes, Xylariales, Hypoxylaceae.
AUUUAUUUUAUGUCGCUUCAUAACACAUGAUAUGAUAGAGCAACUCAUUGUAACGAAUUGCUUCUCAUGAGAAUUUCCAACAGCAGACAAUUUCAACAUGGCAUCAACGUGGGUUCCUGAUGUCUCUCCCGAUACCCCUUUUUCCUUAGCCAAUAUCCCGUUCGGUAUCGUCAGCUCAUCCGCCGACCCCGCGCCACAUGCCGCCAUCGCCAUCGGAAUUCAUGUCCUCGACUUAAAAGCCUUGUCUUCUCAUGCGACUUUUCAUGACGUAUUUCCCGCAUUGAAAAAUCACCCGGGCAUCUUCUCAAAGCCCACGUUAAAUGAAUUCGCAGCGCUAGGUCGACCAGUCCACCGAGAAAUUCGCAAAACCAUUCAAGAUUUAUUAUCUAGCGAAACGUCCCGGCCAGAAGCCCUAAAGGACAAUGCGGAACUUCGGGAGAAGGCUCUGCUCUCCCAGCGGAAUGUGAAAAUGCACUUACCUAUGAACAUAGGGGACUACACAGAUUUCUAUGCCGGGUUUCAUCACGCCUAUUCCGUUGGGGCAUUGUUCCGCGGUCCUCAAAAAGCUUUACAGCCCAAUUACACACAUCUCCCGGUCGGAUAUCAUGGACGGGCUUCCAGCAUCGUAGUCUCGGGUACGCCAAUCAAGCGCCCUGUCGGCCAGAUCAUCAUCGACCCCACGGCGGAGCCGAAGCAACCCACCACAGCUCCUAGCAGACGUCUUGAUAUUGAGCUAGAGCUAGGAUGCUUCAUUUCAACCCCGAAUGAGAUGGGUUCUUCAAUCAAAGUCACGGAUGCCGAGGACCAUAUUUUCGGAUAUGUGAUCCUAAACGAUUGGAGUGCGCGCGACAUUCAGACUUGGGAAUAUAUUCCGUUAGGACCUUUCAAUGGGAAGAAUUUCGCUACUACCAUUAGCCCCUGGGUUGUUCUGGCAGAUGCACUGGAUCCGUUCCGAACCAAAUGUCUUGACAAUUGGACGCCGCUGCAGCCAUACUUGAAUGAAAAUAAGAAAGAAAGUAUCUUCGAUAUUGAGCUGCAAGUUGAUUUGAUAACUCCGCAAGGGGAUGCGACCACGAUAUCCACGACAAGCUCCAAGUAUCUCAUGUGGUCGUUUCCGCAAAUGAUUGCGCAUCACUCUCUUGGUGGAUGUCCGAUGAGAACUGGAGACAUUCUUGGUACCGGAACUAUAAGUGGGCCCACUCCGAACGAAAAGGGAAGUCUCUUGGAAUUGAGCGAAGGAGGGAAGAAAGAUGUUAUGCUUUAUGGUAUGGACGUACGCCGAUUUCUUAAAGAUGGAGAUACAGUAGUAAUGCGCGGUAUAUGCGGGAAGCCAGGUGAGAAGGUGGGUUUCGGUGAUUGUGUUGGUCGUAUAUUGGCUGCCACUCCGGUACAAUAACUUGUGACUAUUCAGAGCUAUUGCAUAUAUGGGUGGUAUAGCUGUGCAUUUCCUCAAUUUUCGCGCAGUAGCUUACAUCUACUUAAUAAUGUCAAUGACUGUUAUCGCA